GACACUCCACUAACAACAAAAAUGCGCCCGUUCAUCCUUCUCGCUCUUCUCGUCUCCGUCACCGUCGCCUUCAACAUCUUCCGCGAUGAAGUUGUCCCGGAGGAGCAACUCCUGGCGGUUCGUCGUACGACUCGUGAUGCUUCCGACAGUAGCAGUGAUUCGGAUGAGAAGGACGAUGCCAAGACUACCGUUACUGAUGGCUCAGGAUCUGGUGAGAGCCCUGCCGAAGAGCAGCUCCGUCGUGUGGUUCGGGAUGUUGACGAGGAAGCUUCCGGGGAAGGAUCCGGCGCCGCCGAAGUGACUUCAGUUCCAGUCAGAUUUGUUCGUUCCGUCGAUGCCGAAGGAUCCGGCUCUGGAUCCGAUGAGUAAAUUACCGCCGCCAAGAUCCCUAAAAUCCAAUGAUCUGUACAUAUUUCGGAGUAUUUAAACAAUUUACACCCAACUUCUGUUCUUUCUCUUCACGUUCUUUCAAUUUUUUUUGCUCAAAGCAAACAAAUUUCUAAUAAAUUAUUAUGAUCU
Messenger RNA from Caenorhabditis elegans, 519 nucleotides. It is a transcript of the gene cpg-8, whose product is annotated as Chondroitin proteoglycan 8. NCBI's taxonomy places the organism in Eukaryota, Metazoa, Nematoda, Chromadorea, Rhabditida, Rhabditidae. The record is from RefSeq and is marked reviewed. The transcript has 2 exons. The coding region runs from base 22 to 369 and encodes 115 amino acids.